This is a messenger RNA of Paramecium pentaurelia, 1421 nucleotides long. The record is from the annotation of a GenBank genome assembly. NCBI's taxonomy places the organism in Eukaryota, Ciliophora, Oligohymenophorea, Peniculida, Parameciidae.
AUGAAUCCAAAGGAAGGAUUAUCAGUAUCAUUGUAGAAAUUCCAUCGUAAAAGUGCUUAAUCUACUACUGAUGAUUCUUAAAUGGCUCUUCCUGAAUUAAAAGGUAGAAGUCUUAAAAGUGCUACUCCUAAGCUUCAUAAUAAUAAACCUUUGUAGCCUCCUUUAAGAUACUAUAUAAACGAAAGUGUAUAAUAGAGAGUAAAAAUUAUACAAUAUUUAGAAAAGGAGUGAAAAUCAUUCAGAUUACACAUACAUUGAAACUUAUUUAGAAGCUUUGUAACGAUAUGCUUAAGAGGAGAAAAAGAAAAAACAAAUUCAAACUUUAUCAAUAAAUAGUUUUCCUAUAUUACCUGGUUAAGUCAUGAGAGAAAGAAUAAAAAAAUAUGCAGAAAUUUAACAAAGAGAAGUCUUAAGUAUCUAAUGAUUUAAUAUAAGAGUAUUUUGUAAGAAAAGAAUAACAACCAAAAAAACCUAUUUCUACAGCUUUAAGUAUAAUGAGUUAAAAGAGUAUAGUUAGUUAAGGAAGUAAAACAGAUGUCUUAUCAAUUUCAAUACCAAUAAGUUCUAAAAUAAAACACAAAGUUAGUUCUAAGAAAUGGGCUAUUUUUAAAAGAAAUAAAGGAGAAAUAAAUUUUUAAAAAAUAUAUGCAUAUUAAGAUCAUUAAAAAAGUGAGGUGGCAUCAAUUACAAAAGUGAUGACUUGUUAUACAACUUUGAAAUUUUUAGAAGAAAAACGAAUUGAUAUGGAAUCUAUACGAAUAAAAAUACCUGGACAUGCUGAAUGUAUAGAUGGUACUAGUGCCUUUUUAAAUGCAGGAGGUAUUAUGAAUGUAAAAUAAUUAUUAUUUGCAAUGAUGUUACCAUCAGGAAAUGAUGCAGCAUUAGUAUUAAGUUAUGCAAUUGCAUUUUUAAAAACUUGUGAUAAUAUUCAAAGAUAUUGUAAUGGACAUUAUAUUGAUUGUGAAUUAGAAAUAGAAAAAAAUAAAUUUUAAUUAAGAACUUAAUUCUUAUAGAUGAUGAAUAAUCAUGCUGAAAAUUUGAAAAUGGAUAAAACUAAUUAUAAUUCAGUUCAUGGAUUAAAUGACACUUUAAAUGUCUCAUGUGCAUUAGAUAUAUUUAAAUUAGUUGAAGAAUGUAUUAAAAUUAAAGAAUUUAUGGAAAUUGUUAAUACAAGAUGUUUUAAGACUUAUGCAAUUACUGAAUAAGGAAAUUAAGGAACUUAUUAUAAAUGGAAAAACACAAAUAAGUUAUUGAAAAAAGAAGGAUGGGAAGGAAUCAAGACUGGAAUCACAUCAAAUGCUGGUCCAUGUUUUAGUGGAUAUUAUAAAACUGAUGAUUUUGAUGCAAUUGUGAUAGUCUUACAAAGUUCAAAUAUGCUUUAAAGAUUUAAAGAUGCUGAAAUUCUGAUAAAGUUAUUGUGA